Molecule: messenger RNA, 5147 nt
Organism: Triticum aestivum (bread wheat)
Lineage: Eukaryota; Viridiplantae; Streptophyta; Magnoliopsida; Poales; Poaceae
Product: L-type lectin-domain containing receptor kinase SIT2-like
Exons: 2
Coding region: 3042-5147 (701 amino acids)
Biological process (GO): protein phosphorylation
Molecular function (GO): carbohydrate binding; protein kinase activity; ATP binding
Source: RefSeq, a predicted model, not a curated record
UCCCCCACGUUGCUUCGUAUUCGAAGUAUAAUAACAAUGUACAAACUCUGGCUUUUGAUGCAGUGUGUUGAGUUUGUGUCGAAUAUUUUGUACGAGUUGGGUUACGUUUCAACUUGGUGUUGUAGUGUGGAUAGGAUACAUGUAGUGUUAGAGUCGGACACGUUGUAUCCUUAGCCUCUUAUAUAUAAUGAGGCACCCCAUGUUGUAACUUAUGUCAUCAUAAUAGCACACGCACGCAGGGGGGAGCCGGUGGCGCGUGCCGGCGUCCGGAUGGCCGGGGUACGGUAUUGUGACGGUGUCACGAGAAGGAGCGCCCGUAGUCAAGCCCCAAGGAUGUAGCCAUAUCGGUGAACUUCAUUAACAGAUCUCGGUGUCGUGCUCGUAUGAUUGCUUGGUCCUCGGACUAUUGACUACGUGUCUCGGAUUUAUUCUGACACAGCGUUAUCCAAUCUCCUCCCGUCCUUGAUCGCCUACCAGUCUACCACCGUCAGCCCACUGCUUGGUCUCUCGUCACCUCCGUGAGCCACGGCCUUCAGAAUCUGACAAUGCAAGAUCAAUCAAGUCAGACGAGUAUGAGAAGGACAAGAAGCUGUAGCCUCUUGCAGCCGGCGCCCUGGCCAUGAAUCUCUGAUCAAGAUGCACUGCCUGAAGAGGGCCGAGGGUGAGGUUUCAUGGAGACACGACCAUGCUUUUCGUGGCGUCGCGCUGCCAUCCUAAUAUUUCCAGUUUGCUGAAUCAUUGUUGGUUGCUGUAGCCUGUACGCUAGGUGUUUGACGAAAUGACUCUUUAGCUUAUAGUGUUAGUCGUAGAGCUUCAAAUGAUAUGGACCUAUGUAGGUUAACCGAUGAAUUCCAUUGUUACUCAUCAUUACCAAUAACUAUGUUUUAAUGCUUAUUCGUUCACUUCUUUGGAUUUACUACCGUGCCUACUUCUGCACAAUUCCUUUUAGGUGAAGUUGGUCGCUCAUUCAGACAAUAGGUGCAUUGAGAAAUGACUGCAGAGCAGCGGCAAUAAAAGAUUGUAUGAAUGUGCCAAAAUUGAUAGGAUUAACUCCUGUCAUUGCAUUAUUAUUCUGCAGUGUAAUAGUCUUUCUAAUGAGUUAUAUACUUAUAUGCUGCAAUUUAUAUGUUCUGCAGCCUCGUCGGUCAAGUCCUCCCUUUUCAGGUUGGACAAUGGUCUUAUCUCUUGCAGUUUGUAAGUUCUGCAGCCUCCAUGACCUCUGUUACUUCAGGCUGGGCAGAGGUUUUAACUACACGUAUGUGCCAAACUGCCAAUGCACCUGUAAGCGCCCUAAAUUAUGCCAAAUUCUAAUAAACGUUGCAGUUUAUCCUGACCAUAAUAAUAAACAAAAAUAAUUGUGAUCUUCAUGGGAUGCUAAUUACUACAUCUUUGUAUACCUGAGAUUUUUGUUGUGACCUCUGCUUGGAAAUAAGGGGAGAAGGCCUACAUAUAAAAGCCUCCGAUCAAAGGCUGAUCUGCUGUGUUUCUAGGAUUAUGGUAUUGACCUAAAGAUGGAAUUAUGCAAUGCAAUCUUCUGGAGUUUACUAUAUAUUACUAGCUUCCUUCCAUGUGCCUUUUAUAGCUACAAUAAGUGAAUAAUGACAGAUGUGCAAGGUAUCUAAAGAUCUCCACUUAGUGCAGAUGUCUGGUGACAGACUUCCUUUAUAUUGCAUAAUUUUCAAAUAUAUAGUGGUUGUUGAUUCAGAAACUGUAUAUAUAACUUCUUUAUAUCUUUUGUUUUAUGAGGAAAUUUUCCUGAACUCUGUCGAUCUCUAAAGUUUGUAAGCAUCAAGUUCAAUGUUAGUGAGGAACAUAUGAAGCCUUAGCUAAGGAAAUAUAACCUUUGCUGUCUAAGAUGCUCCACCCUGUCUGCAGUCAUGAAGCCAUGCUCUUUACGUCCUUAUUCGCAUCACCGCUCUUUCCAUUAUUUGCAGACCUCUUUGCACCAAAGGUAAAUGUCCUUUUUAUGGUGAAAAUGUAUCUAUCUGGACUAUUAGCAUCCACAAAUACUUCCUACAUGCUUAUAAAAAAUUAGCUUUACUGUAUGCAAAGAUAUAGGAAGAAAAGAAGUGAAGGACUUGAAAACCAAAACUGUCAUAAAGACGAGGAAAGAAUGUUAACCAAACAAACACAAAAAUGGAUAAGACAACAAUAUGUGAAGACAGGUUUGUGCAUGUUGGUUUCCGUCCAUAUUGUAGUUACAGUUUCACUUAAGUACCAUUUCCUUACUGCAAUCUGACUAUUACAAAUAUAUAUUCCGCAUCUACUAAACAAAAUUACAUGUUCAACUAAACAUUGACACGGUGGUAUAUGUUGCUCAUGUACAAAUAAAACUAUUUCAUGAAUAGAAUGUUGGAGUAAAAAAAAAUGCAAACAUUGGUUACAGUUUUACAUCUUUACAGAAUUCAGUUGUUUGUACUCCAGUUUUCUUUACUUAAAAUAUCACUAAUGCCUUUUGUGAAGCAAGUAUAAAGGGCAGCUCGGUGCAUGUAGCUCGACUUGAACCCGUGACCUCAUGGUCACAAGGCAGCAGCUUUACCACUGCGCUAAGGCUCCCCUUCCAAAGCAAGUAAGCAUCUGAAGUAUAAUUUUAUCUUUUUAUAUAAAUAAGGGCAAAUACAAAGACUCACGUCUUGCCUAUACCAGUGAAAAAUAUGAAACUACAUAAGGUUAUUUGGUGAUUUGUUUUAGUACUUUGUGUUUGGAGAUCACAAUUUGUCAUGACUGUGUAGUCCAAUCUUGGAUUUUCCUUGGGAAAUUUCUAGCCCAUGCAGAUGCACAGGUUGAUGACUAGUAUGGUCGAAAUGUGUUGCGAGGUCACCAUUGUAGAUUUGAAGACAUCACACUUGUACCCAUUAAUGCAUUUCAUUUCCAGUAGGUAGUUUAGUCAAACGCGCGCCACGAACCACAAGGCUCUCAUAAUUCUCCACACCGCAAAACGCUGAAAAAAAGUUCUCUUUACCUCGUCAAUCUUACACAAAAGCUGUGAAUUUGAUGUAUGCAAUUACUCCUAUCCGAAUUAGUCCUAUAUUUGUCUAGAUAUGGAUAGUAGUAGUGUUUCCUGCGCCACAGCCCACUGGCUCGUCCUGCAAAGUGAUAGGAGAGCCAUGUUUCUCCAGCUUCACCACUUGGUCACUCUGCUCCUGCUCCUGGUGGCCGCCGAUCGCUGCCACCCCGCCACCGGUGGUGGAAGCAGCAGCGACGAUGACGGUCGGCAGUUCGCCUACAACGGCUUCGUGGGUGCGAACCUGACGCUCAAUGGCGGGGCCACCGUCACGCCGAACGGCCUCCUCAUGCUGACCAAUGGCACCCUUCACACGAAAGGCCAGGCCUUCCACCCGUCCCCGCUGCCGUUCCACACGGAGGCUAACGGCACCGGCGUCGUGCGGUCCUUCUCGACCACUUUCGUCUUCGCCAUCUUUGGCCCGUACGCCUACCUGAGCAGCCACGGACUGACCUUCUUCGCCUCAGCGUCCAGGGAGGUGCUCUCCACUGCGCUUCCAGGCCAGUUCUUGGGCCUCCUCAAUGGCACCAAUGGCAACCAGAGCGCCCGUAUCUUCGCCGUGGAGCUCGACACGCUCCUCAAUGCCGAUUUCCGUGACAUUAACAGCAACCAUGUUGGUGUCGACAUCAAUAGUCUGAUAUCCAUCGAUUCUGCCGACGCCGGAUACUACGAUGAUACCACAGGUCGGUUCCAGAACCUAAGCCUGAUCAGCCGGAAGGCAAUGCAAGUGUGGGUGGACUACGAUGGCAUGGCCACGGAGAUCACCGUGACCAUGGCUCCCCUGGGCAUGGCCAGGCCCAAGAAGCCGCUCCUGCGGACCACCGUCGACCUCUCGGGUGUGGUGCAGAGCACGGCGUAUGUCGGAUUCUCGUCGGCCACGGGCGUCAUGUCCACACGCCACUUCGUCGUUGGCUGGAGCUUCGCACUGGACGGGCCAGCCCCGGCACUGGACAUCUCAGCGCUGCCAGCCUUGCCGCGCGCCUGGCCCAAGCCACGGUCGAGGGUCCUGGAGAUUGUGCUGCCUAUAGCGUCGGUGGCGCUGGUUUUCGCUGUGGGCAUCGGAGUGUGCAUCUUCGUACGACGGCGUCUCAAGUACUCCGAGCUGCGCGAGGACUGGGAGGACGCGUUCGGCCCCCACCGAUUCUCUUACAAAGACUUGUUUCAUGCGACCAAGGGGUUCAGCAACAAGACUCUGCUCGGAGUAGGAGGCUUCGGAAGUGUCUACAGGGGUAAACUCCGCAAGCCUGACAAGGAGAUCGCCGUAAAGAGGGUCUCCCAUGAGUCGAGGCAGGGGAUGAAGGAGUUCGUCGCCGAGGUUGCAAGCAUCGGGCGACUACGGCACCGCAACCUGGUGCCGCUGCUUGGUUACUGCCGGCGCAAGGCGGAGCUUCUCCUGGUUUACGAUUACAUGCCAAACGGAAGCCUUGAUAAGUACUUGUAUGAUGGAUCCGCAGGUACACUGGAUUGGCCUCAAAGAUUUCACAUAAUCAGAGGGGUGGCUUCUGGGUUACUGUAUCUCCAUGAGGAUUGGGAGCAAGUUGUCAUCCACCGAGAUGUGAAAGCAAGCAAUGUUCUCCUAGACAGCGAGAUGAAUGGGCGGUUAGGGGAUUUCGGCCUUGCAAGGUUGUACGACCAUGGAGCGGACGCCCAAACAACGCAUGUGGUUGGCACCAUGGGCUACCUAGCUCCUGAGCUUGGACACACCGGCAAGGCAACCCCGUCCACUGAUGUGUUCGCCUUCGGUGCAUUCCUUCUGGAAAUCACGUGUGGGCGGAGGCCAAUUGAGCAAAACGAGCGCAACAGCCGCAUCGUGCUCGUGGAUUGGGUGAUCGAGCAAUGGCGCAACGGAUUGAUUGUUGAUGUGGCGGAUACGAGAAUUCCAGAUGGGUUUAAUCCGGACAAGGUCUCACUGGUGCUGAAACUAGCACUGCUCUGCUCACACCCAUUGCCCACCGCGAGGCCAACCAUGCGACAGGUCAUGCAGUACCUUGACGGUGACAUGCUCCUCCCAGACUUGUCACCGGCGUACCUCAGCUUCAGCAUGCUGGAGCGGAUGUACAAUGGGGAGUUCAACCAGAACGUGAUGCCAUACGCUUCAUCAGCGAGCGCAGGUGCCAUUUCUGAUCUCUCGGGAGGAAGGUGA